Messenger RNA from Trichophyton rubrum CBS 118892, 2705 nucleotides. RefSeq lists its product as uncharacterized. Bases 976 to 2310 code for a protein of 444 amino acids. NCBI's taxonomy places the organism in Eukaryota, Fungi, Ascomycota, Eurotiomycetes, Onygenales, Arthrodermataceae. The transcript has 2 exons. The record is from RefSeq and is a predicted model, not a curated record.
CUGUCCGGCUGUCUGCUAUGUCGUCGCUGUGCAUCCACUGGCUGGCACGUAGCGAGUUAUAUAGUUACAUUCCCCUCCGGGCUGUGCGAUAGCCAGCUAGCAAGGGAGAGAGGAGGGAGCAGCAGCUCCGUCGCUCUGAUUCCUUCUGCGUCGUCUGCUGCUCGUCCUGUUCGUCCUGCUGGCGGCCAUCCAGCCCAGCCUGCUCUGCAUGCAAAUGCAAGGCGCAGAAAUGCGAUUCCUCGGCGGGAGGGGAGAGAGGCGCCACCCAGAGAAGACGAAGCCGGGCAGGCAGGCCGCAUGUGAGACCUCGUCGUCGGCUGCAUACAUCUAUAUUAUUAUGCAUACCUGCUAGUAGUGUCAUCGUCGCCGCCGCCGCCGCCGUCGUUGAAGGAACGAGCUACCUCGUAGUUAUCUUGAAGGACAACCUCUCUUAAACACACCCAAGCGGCGGGCGACAUGGAUUCCAGUCUGUCGAGCUGAUCACGCCGGCCUUUUCUCUCCGCCGCUUCGCUUCCUCCACCCUCUCUAGACUGUCUCCUCCUCUGUCUCCUCCUGUGACACCUGCCAGAGCCCGCCAGCCUGUCGAAGAGGCGGUCUUCUCUCUCUCUCUCUCUCUCUCUCUCGUUGCUGUUGCACCGGGGCUUUCGUUGCCGGCGCCUCGCUGCGAUUAUCUCACUACCUGGAGCAACGAGUUAUUUAGCCCCCGAGCGCCCACGGCCACAACGACGGCCCCAACGACACACGCCCAACCACACCAUAUAUCGCUGCUGAAGACGACUUGAACAUGCUUGUUUCAUACCAUAGACAUCCCUUAUAGCCACUGGACCCGGCUGAGUGAUCGCACUGCCGCUGUCCGGGGCGCUGCCAUCGCUCGGGAGACCGCUAGACAGACAGUUGCCGCCCAGAGGCCAGCCGGCAACGCUCAGCCAGACGGCCGCAGUCGACGAGAACGAGCCCUCCCUCUCCGCGCCCCCAAUGGCCGAACCCGUCGAGCCUCUCGUCUCCGGCCAGAUGAUGACAAGGCUCAGGAAGGCGGCCACUGUAGGAGUCGUGGCAAGACCACAGGAACCAGCCGCCUUUCCACAGUUUGCCUGCGACCACGAUGACGUCGACGCCCCGGGCGGCGCUGCUGUCUCUUCUGCUACCUCGUCCUGCUCGCAUGGCGGUGCUGUCUUAGCUGCUUCAUCCUCCACACGCCUCGACUCGUCGCUGCCUCAACGCCCUCAAUACAAGACCCAUGCACACGGAUACGGUGUUCGCAAGCUCUCUCGCUGCUCAGACUCGUCCUCUCAGACCAUGUCGUCCCUCGGCAGGAUAGGUAUCCCCCACCGGAAACGAUCCGGCACCGGCAUAGAUUUGUCCGUCUCCCUCAGCGAGAACAACGGCCUUGGAAUAUACAACAGCCUGGGCGGCAAGGACCGCGGUGCCGACGACUGGUCUACAACUGGCUCCCUCGGCGGCGCCCGUCAUUACCGUUCGGCCAGCGGUGCGUCCCAGCUCUCGUUCGGAAGUCUUCCUCGCCCCGGUGGCCAGUAUGUCCAUCCCAUGCGCCAGACUCCCCGUCCUUACACGCCACCGCUGGGACUAUCAAAUCAGAUCUCUGCUACUGCCAGCACCGACUCGCACCUCGAGGGCAUACAGCGUGUGACAGACUUUGAUGACCCUGUUCCCACCAGCCAGGACCUCUUCCCUGGCUCUCCUUCUCCCAGCAUCUACAACGAACCUCGGAGUUCUAUCCAAAUAGAAAGUGAGACUACUACUACUCACCCGCCUACAAAGGCCCGCUCUACUUCCUUCGGUCGUGUCUUCAACAAUAACCAUAACAGCAGCAUCAUCAACAACAGCCCUUCUCCCCGGGACACGGCCCCGCUCUCCCGGAACUCAUUAGAAUUCGGAUUGCGGUCGAGAUCCCGCCGUCCUAGCACUGCAGAUCCCGCCGCUCGCGCCAUAGCCGUGCAGGCAGCUCGACAGGCCUUCGAAGACAGGGAGGCCGCCAAAAAUAGGAAACGUGAUGAACAGACUUCCAAAGCCCUCGAUAAGGAGCAGCGUCGUCUCCGUCGGCUGGAGCGUGAAAACUCAUAUAACAGCUACACGGGUGGAAGGCGGUCCAUCUCCGACUUUACCUUGCGCCGGUCUUCAAAGUUGAGUGAGAAAGACAGCCGCAGAAAGAACUCGGCUUCUUCUUAUGCCGACGAUACCACUAAGAUCACAUGGAAACCAAAGAGCCCAAAGAGCGCCUGGGUUCUCUUCCUCACCUGGCUACGCACUAAGAUAUUUAAGAUAGGAAAGAAGCUGAAGAAAGUAGGCUAACUAGAGCAUUUUCACAAAUGCAAACGCCGCAACGCAUCGAGACGACCUUUUUAGUAAUUAUUUGGUUUUUACUUUUCAUGAGAUGACUUUGAGAGCUGGGUCUGCCGGACGGGCUUGGUCUAAGGAAACGAUAUUGUUUUUAGGCACAUUUUGCUGUUUCAGUCUCGUUUUUUGCCCUUAUUCUCUACUGUCUGUUUCUUGCUGCCUUGUUCCGUGGCCUUCUCCCAUGCUAAGUGAGUCAGUAGCAACCAGCGCUCAACAUACACAGCUCCAUCCCAACCAGUGCCUGGAGAUGGUGUCCGCUUUCCCAUUGCUUUUUUUUUUUUUCAUUUUGCUUUUACUUCUUGGUAUCUCCCAUGAGAGUGGUGAGAUCUAGUAGCAUUCGAACCCUGAUU